Molecule: messenger RNA, 1215 nt
Organism: Morchella importuna
Lineage: Eukaryota; Fungi; Ascomycota; Pezizomycetes; Pezizales; Morchellaceae
Exons: 8
Coding region: 1-1215 (404 amino acids)
Source: RefSeq, a predicted model, not a curated record
AUGCCGCCGCGUGCUCUCUUCAAACGUUGCCCUGAAGUAAAUACGAUACGUGUGGAGAUUCUUGUGGGAACCGCUCGCACCACUACGCUGCAGAAUAAACGUCACAAAAUACGAAGUGCUCUCGAUCCAGAGCACCUUCAUAGCUUUACAUUUUCUAUUAUAGCUCGCCUACGUAGCUACCCUAACCUAUUCACGAGUAUUGAAACUCGCAUAGAUCUAGGAACAACGGAUGAGAAGGCUUCACGGCAACGUGGACUAUCUACAGGCAACAAUGAUAUCGUCAAAUUGGCAUCUAAUCAUAAAAAACUAAUACCUCGUCAGAGGCUAUCUAAAGUCUCCGAGUCCUCCUCUCAAGGUGGAGGGCGCAUGCACAGCGGGGGGAAAGAAGAUAAAAGACCUCGACUAGCUCAAGCUCUAGCCCUAACCGCCAGCGCACCCAUAAAGCGAAAGAAAGAAUACGGAAAGAAUUCCUCGGUAAAACAGCAAGAAACUCAAGUCGAUGAAAACGGGGAGGAAAGCUCGCCCGAUCAGCCCAGCAAAAAGAGGCGGCCGCGUGCUAAAAACCAAGAGCCAAAUAAAGCUUUUCUACAACCUUUUGCUUGUCCUUCUUUCCAACACAACAAAACUCAAAACACAGAAUGUAGAUCUUGGCAUAGUCCCAAAAUUCUUCUAGUCAAGCAGCACUGCAUAGAGGAACACGUGAAACCACUCCGAUGCGGUCGGUGUAGGAUGUUCAAAGCUGGCACGCCAGAUGAAAUCGAGAGGCACCUGAAGGAGAGCGACUGCAAGAAAUCCUGUACUCCAGACCCAUCAGAAAAGGAUGCUCGUGCAAAGGCUAGUGAGAUAGAUAAAGCAAAAACAUGGGAGAGAAUCUACGAAGUGAUGCACCCACAGACUAUACCAGACCCAUUUUAUGAGGAACAAGCUCAAAACGAUGUGGCCGAUCAUAUGCAUAAUCAGCAAACAGUCAAUUCUUAUACUGAUGCUACCCUCACUGAAUAUGAUAGUAGUGCUAUCGUUUCAUCUCAGGGAUUUGAGUGUCUUGGGGAAGAUUUAUAUUUAAUCCAAGAUCAAAUCGCCUCUCCAGUGAGAAAUUACACCUCAACUGACCAAUACCCUCAAGAUCAAUCCCAAACCAGUGUCUCGAACGAAAAUUUGAACGGUCCGGGAUGGCAGUCGCUAGUGGAGUACUGGUCGGUUGUGGAACAGGAAUAA